ACAACUUAAAUGUUAAGAAGACGAGCAAAAUAAAACGUCAAAAUAUUGUGUAUACGAAAAUAACGAAAGUAAAAUGGAAACAAUUUAUAGUUUCUGAAAAAAAAUAAACUGAAUCAAGAACUUUUUAUUUUGAGAACAUUGUAGAGCUUUAAUCUGUAAUUUGUAUACUACAUUUCCUUUCCACCAGUGGAUUGGUCUGUUUAUCUCUGAAAAAUGUCUCAAAGUGCGGUGCCAGUACAACGACGUGGUGGAGCGGUUGAAGCUCCUAGAUUUGGUGAUCCUACAGAAUGGGAAGCUCGAGAAGCACAAAGGCAACGUGAAUUGGAUGAAGCACGCGCUCGUGCAGCUCAAAUGGAAAAGACGAUGAAAUGGUGGUCAGAUUGUACGGCUAAUUGGCGCGAAAAAUGGAGUAAGGUUCGAACAGAACGGAAUAAAGCAAGGGAAGAAUCUAAACAGUUACGCGCCAAUCUUGACAUAUCUAUGAAAGAAGCUAAUUCUUAUAAGCGGGAGAAAAAUGAUCUCGAGGUACAAAUUUCUCAACUUAAAAAAGAAAUGGAAAAGGUUCAUACGUUAAUGAUGAAACAUGCCGACCAGUUUCACAAAACAGGAAUGUGUGAUGCUUCUGAAGAUACUGAAGCAAAUGGACGUGAUACAAAUUGCUCACCAGAUAUUUCAUCUGAUGGCUUAAAAAAUGUGAACAGUGAAGAUGGAUUGGUUACUAAGGCGAUAUGUAAUGAUUUGAAAGACUUGGACAUUGAGGAAUUUGUUCUUAAAGGUGCUGUAACAAAAAAUGUUAACGAUAUGGAUGAAGUUUCAGCUGAAGAAAAGCGUUUAAUACAGCAAUUAUCAAAAGAUGAUUUUGACGAAGAAUAUUUGCUUCAAAAAAUCUCUAUGCUUCAAUUACGUUUAGAUGAAGCUCAAAAGACAGUACAAGCAGAAAGAGAGGAGAAAAAUAUUCUACAUAAAUCGAUCGAAAAGUUAACAUUGGAAAUACAAGAAGUUCGCGAUCGCCAGGAAGAGCUUCGCCUAGCUAAACAGGAAGCUGUUCGAGAAUUGCUGACACUACAGGAACAACACCGCGCUGAGAUGCGUAUAAUAAAUAAUUCGUUGCAAGAAGAAACUGCAUCACGAGAAAAUCUCGAGAGACGUUUAGCGGAACUUCGUACUGAGUUAGAACGUCUUCAGGCUGAAAAUGCAUCAGAGUGGGGUAAACGAGAACGACUCGAAACAGAAAAGCUUGCUUUGGAACGCGACAACAAAAAAUUGCGAGCUGAAGUACGCGACUAUCAAGAGCGCUCUGAUCGUAAAGGACGACCUAUGCAGGCGAAUGAUGUCGAAGUACGUGCACUACAACAGGAACUUGCCGACCGAAAUAAAGAAAUAAGCGAGAUUAAAUUAUCGCAUUCCAAAUUGAAGAAACUCUUAGCCGAAACAAAUACAGAGUUAGGGCAUGCUGUUCGUAGAGCAGAGCAGUACGAAGCGGAAGUGAAGCGGCUUCGACAGCGGGUGGAAGAAUUGAAGCGUGAAUUAGCCAGUGCUGAGGACGAGUUGGACUCGGCUGUAAAUCAAGUGCGCCGCUUACAACGGACCAAUGAUGAAUUGGUUGGGCAAACUGAAGGACUGCAAGUGCAAAUUCAACAUUUACAAACCAGACGAGCACCUAGUCCUCAAAUGCGCACCGUGGGCGGUGUACAGUUGCGCAACAAGAUCGCCGUGGAAAUUCCUAGUGAAUGCUUGCCCAAUAUCAAUGAUCUACGUCAAAUUUUCGAUGAUCAACCUGUGGGUAAUCGUCACAGCCAUAAUGCUGCUAGUAGCUUACCAAAUGGUGGUAGUGCUGAAGCGGCUAUGCCGAAACGCUCAAGUCAUACCGAACGUACUUUGAUGCAGCAGACAAGCACAUUUUUCGAUGCGAAACCAUCGCAUUUGGAAGAAAAUAUUUUUGAGUCGAAAUCGCGGAACUUGGAAUUUGAGCGGGCCAAACAAAAGUUUGAUAAUCCAUCCCAUCUACAGCACCAACAUCAUCACCACCAGCGCGAUCAGCGUGAGCGCUCUUCGGGUAGGUUUAUUGGGAGUAGCCAACAACAACAGCAACAGAUUAUUGCAAAUCGCUCUAAUCUGGCACUGCCAUUAAAAACGACCAACACCUCGGGUUUAGGCAUGAGCAUUAGUGGCAGUGGCAGUGGCGGUGGCAGUGGGAGUGCCAGUUUCAAUUCCAAUGCGAACACAAAUUCGAACCCUAAUUCGUGUAAAGAUGAUGUAAAUCGCCAAUUAUUUAUGGAGGAUCAUUCGCAUUCCUCCAUGACUGGUGGUGCUGGUGGUGGUAACGUUGGUGAAGCAGUUGUGGUUGGAAUUGGUGGUACUGCUAGGGCCACCAGCACUAAUCCAUGUGCUGGCGGCAGUUAUUCAAGGAACAGUAUUAAUUUAGAUGGCCUUAAAGUGUCCGACGACGAGACUCCGUAAUUACGGUUCGACGAGCCUGUUGCUGGAUGACGAAACUGAAGAAAUCAGUGACGAAGGAGUUUAACUUAAUUAAUUAAUAGUCUGCACUUAAAAAUAUAUAUGCGUAUAUACAUGUAUGCAGGCUUUUCCAAUUAGCAGGAUGAAAGUAUUCCAUUAUUGAGAUAGUUGAUGUAUUAUACUACUUUACUAUAACUUUUCGAAUAUACUUUUAUGCAACGACAUAGCAAUUCAUAGCAAUUAAUAGAGCUCAUUUGUAUAUUUCAUGCACAUUCGUAUUAUUAGCCGCAUAC
Messenger RNA from Zeugodacus cucurbitae (melon fly), 2750 nucleotides. RefSeq names its product coiled-coil domain-containing protein 102A. Lineage: Eukaryota; Metazoa; Arthropoda; Insecta; Diptera; Tephritidae. The record is from RefSeq and is a predicted model, not a curated record. The transcript has 12 exons. The coding region runs from base 214 to 2460 and encodes 748 amino acids.